UACAGAAACGUGUUUUCGCACUUAUAACACAAUAAAGACUCGCUUAUGAGUCAGUUGGUUUAGCAUCACUGGCGUGAUCAGACGAUAAAAUGUACACUAUAUUUAUUCUAUUUACAUUAACAGCGACUUGUUUCGCUGACUUCAGUGAUAGGGCCAGAAAUUUUAGUAUAGAAUUAUUGCAUUACUCACAAUUGGAAGCUGACGGACACGUUGUGAUAUCGCCAUUCGGUAUAUGGAGCCUUAUGACUGGCAUCACUUUAGGCGCUACGGGUGAGAGCAAAUCCCAAAUAGAAAAAGCGUUUUUCUUACCAAAGAACGAAGAUACGCUCGUUAGAGGAUAUAAAAACUUAACGAAAUCAGUUUUGGAGCCUCAAACCUAUGGCGUCACUUUGGACAUCAAAAACUUCGUCUUCUUGGACAAAGGCUUUGAAAUAAACCGGAAUUUUCAAAACACUUUGAGCACAGACUUUGGAGCAAUGAUCCAAACUCUUAAUUUCAAAGAUCCAAAUGCAGCGGCGAAUGUAGCCAACAGGCUUAUAGGAAAAUACGGCGCGACUGUGUCUAACGUGCUCCAAUCUCAAGACUUCUUAAAGUCCAGGAUGAUUCUGACGAACGUUAUUUCGUUCAAGGGCCUUUGGUCUUCGCCGUUCAACCAAACAGAAACGAACCUUGAGCCGUUCUAUGAUGAGAACAAGAAGGAAAUUGGCAAAGUCAAUAUGAUGUAUCAGAGAUAUCAAUUUCCGUUUUCUAACAUGAAAGCCAUGGGUGCCAUGGUGUUGGAACUGCCUUACGGGGUUGACCAACGUUACUGUAUGCUUGUGAUCCUCCCUUACCCCAGGAAUACUGUAAGUUCAGUUUACAACACCUUUGAAAGGGUAACGUUCAAGGAUAUAUUUGCCCAACUGAAGAGCGACGAAGAGGAAUUCGGUUUAGUAGACAUCGAUGUGAAGUUGCCGAGAUUCAAAAUAAGUACGAACGUAGUCUUAAACAAACCGUUGAACAGUAUGGGAGUGUACGAUAUAUUUGAACCGGGUCGUGCAAGCUUCGAUAAGGUCACGACAGAGGAGAUUUACAUCUCAGCGAUAGUUCACAAAGCUGAUAUUGAAGUCACAGAGGCCGGUACGGUAGCGUCGGCAGCAACAUCUGCCUAUUUCGCUGACCGUAUAGCAACACCAAACUUCUCAGCCAACAAACCGUUCCUGUAUUUCGUUAUGGAGAAGCCAACGGCCACAGUGAUCUUCAGUGGUAUUUACUCUAAGCCAAGCGUAUUCUGAUAGUUCAUGUGUUUGUUGAUGUAGUGUUAAAAUGUCGAAGGCUGAUCUUCGUGUAUCAGAAAUACUCAUUCUCAAUAUGUUUGUUAAGCGUGACGUGUAUACGGAUGUUUGAAAUUUAAUAAACGUAUAAAAAUAAAAUGUAAGUUGUGUCUGUACGCCACCGUUCAUUUGCUGCUUUAAGAAAUCGAAGAAAUUAUGAAGUUUUUUUUAAUUUUUGUAUAUGUUCCACUAUGAGUAAGUAUAUUAAUGCUCUGGAGAUAAUAAACGUAUUAGAAAAAUA
Danaus plexippus (monarch butterfly) is the source of this 1554-nucleotide messenger RNA. RefSeq names its product serine protease inhibitor 77Ba-like (gene serpin-5). Lineage: Eukaryota; Metazoa; Arthropoda; Insecta; Lepidoptera; Nymphalidae. The record is from RefSeq and is a predicted model, not a curated record. Gene Ontology annotation, molecular function: serine-type endopeptidase inhibitor activity. The transcript has a single exon. The coding region runs from base 90 to 1274 and encodes 394 amino acids.